CGCUGGGGCUGCGGCGCCGGCCCAGCCCCGCUCCGCGGCCGCCGGGAGGGAGCCGGGCCCGUCAGCGCCGGCGGCCGCGGCCCCUGCUCCGAGCGGCGAGAACCAGCUGAAAAUGUCUCAGAAUCCUGACAAGCUCCACUCAAGUGAAGAAAAGCUGAGCGGUUCGGAGGAUGCUCAGGAGGAGAACUCGGACAACCCGGAUCAGUCUGUCCGGAAAAGGAUACGGCAGAGCCCUCCAGGGUCACACAGAGAUGACACCCCCAAGUCCAGCCCUCCUCGGCCUGUGUCCAUAGAGGAGCUCAUGGAAACAGCCAAGGGAGUCACCAACAUGGCAUUAGCACACGAGAUCGUGGUCAAUGGAGACUUCCAGAUAAAACCAGCCGAGUUACCAGAACACAGCUUGGAGAAGAAAGUAAGAGAUAUUGUGCAUAAAGCUUUCUGGGAUUGUCUGGAAGCUCAGUUGAAGGAAGAUCCACCAACAUAUGAUCAUGCAAUUAAACUGCUGGGAGAAAUUAAAGAGAAUCUCCUGUCUUUCUUGUUGCCUGGUCAUACUAGACUGAGAAACCAGAUUACAGAAGUCCUUGAUCUGGAUUUGAUAAAACAGGAGGCAGAAAACGGGGCCCUCGACAUUUCCAAGUUGGUCAAGUUUGUUAUUGGGAUGAUGGGGACUCUCUGUGCUCCAGCCCGAGAUGAAGAAAUUAAGAAACUGAAUGACAUUCAUGAAAUAGUUCCUCUGUUCAGAGCCAUUUUCUCUGUAUUAGACCUAAUGAAAAUGGAUAUGGCAAACUUCGCUGUCAGUAGUAUUAGGCCAAAAUUAAUGCAGCAGUCUGCUGAAUAUGAAAGAAAGAAGUUUCAGGAGUUUCUUGAGAAACAGCCAAAUUCUUUAGACCUCGUCACAAAGUGGUUGCAAGAGGCAGCGGAUGAUCUUGCAAAGCUGGGACGUGAAACGUUGCCUCCCCGCUCUAACGACGGUGCUACCGGUGGAGCCUCCACCCUGUGCUUCACUGCUGUACAAAAUCAGGCCUAUUUGAAGCUCCUGAAGUGGGAUCAUGUGAACAGGCCUUUUCCAGAAACACUGCUCAUGGACCAGACCCGCUUCCUGGAAAUACAGCUGGAGCUGGAGCAGCUCCUCCUGGUUGGGACAGUGCUCCUGGUCACCUUCAGUGCAGCAGGCCCAGCGCUCGUCGACGUGCCUGGAUUUGCCGAGAAAAUCAAAACCAUUGUCAAGGUGCUGCUGACGGGAACGCAUCUUCCCUCCUUUAACCUGAAGGAAUCUCUGGCCACCAUCGGGGAGAAGGUGUGUGCUGAAGUGAACAGCUGCCUUUCCCAGCACGGCUUCACCCCCUUCUCAGCAGAGAGAGAGACUGUGCUCAAAGGGCAGAUCCAAGCAGUGGCCAAUCCAGAUAACACCAUCUGCAGGCUCAUAGAUUCUCGAAUUCAAAAGUUCCUGGAGAAUCAUCUUGCCUCCAGUCACCAGAAAACACUGCCUGCCAUCCCUGGAGGGUUAGGCCCUAUCCAGAGGGAGCUGGAAGAGGUUGCUGCCAAGUACGUUCGUCUCGUCAACUACAACAGGAUGGUCUUCAGCCCUUACUAUGAUGCAGUCCUUGGCAAAAUACUGACUAAGGGAGAAUCCCAACUUGUAGGGAAGCCAGAAGAGUCCUAAACCCAGUUUGUGUGCUACCAAUAACGGUAUUGUCAGCUAUUAAAUAAAAAUUGUACCAAUAUUUGUCUAGGAAAAACAGCUUUCCGUGUAAAUACCGGUUCCUUCUAAUUCACGAGUGAUGGCUGGUGAGGGAAAUACUCGAGGUGCAGAAAGGGGUUCUGAAGCCAAUGAUGAGAGAUGCAUUUUUAAUGUAAGGGUGCAAGCUAGGGGGGAAUGUUGUGGUAGUUUUCUGGCUGUAAUUUUUUUACAUUUUGGAGUUGAUUCUAGGCAGGGCAAGUUGAAGAACAGAACUUGGUAUUUAAGUGGCUCAUUUUAGGGCAUUUAACUCUUUUAAUUUACAGUGAAUUCAGUUUAAUUAAUCCAGAGCAGUUUAGCAAUGGUUCGUCCCAGAAGGGGUGAUAACGGUUUUAAAAAUAUCUUACUUUAAGGAAGUAAGAAAGCUAAAAUUCUAGGUAAGAGGAACUCUGACACAAAACCAACCCAAACAGCACUUUAUUGUAACAUUAUGAUCACUAUGGUAGGCUACUAGUUUUUUCUGCAUUUUACUGCAUUUUUAAUAGCGUUUUUUUGCUGUUUACCUGCAGAUGUUACAAAACAUAAUAUAUUUUUGUAGUAAAUUUUCUGGUUAUUGGGUAACUGUCCUCUGCUAUGUACAGUACUUAACAAAGGUGGCAAUCUUAUAGAUUGCAGCUGUAUUUAUCUCUUGUAAAGACUUAAGAAGGGCAGAGCUAAAAUGUUUUGAUAAAAGUGGUAUUUCUUACCUUGUUUUGCUAGUAGUUUCCUCCUUUUUAUGUGAAAUACUAAUUUUAAAGUAAAUCUGUGUCACUUUCAGAAGGUGGAUUUAAAGCGUGUGAAACUUUAGGCUGGAAAUUUUACUUGUUUUGGGGUUUUUUUGUUUUUUUUUUUAACUACAACAGGAGAUGGUUGCACAUUCAAUCAUGUCUUCAAAAAUAUCCAGGAAGUGCAGAGCACUAAUGGGCAGUAUAAGUGAUUUUAAUGUAGUGUGAGAGGGGAUUGACUUAGUUUGAACAUACAGGGAAUACUUUCAGUAGAUUUUUUUUUUUCCACUUUGUAGAGGUGUUCUUGGAACUUUAAGAAUAUUUCUAGGCCUUGAAUUUAAUUAGCUAUUGAAGUGUUGUGUAGAUGAGUGUUCUCAGAAGAGCUCAGUGGUCUUACAGCCUCACUGCAACUUCAGACCCAGCUGGCAGGUAAGUGCAUCUGGAAUUUCCCUCUGGUUGAGCACAACUGUGUUUUACAGUAAUCAAUAUUUGAUGGUUUUUAGGAAAGCAAAGUUCAUAGCUAUAAUAAACAGUAAGUGCUCCAAGUACUAAGCUAUCCGAGCCAGAAUGUCUUGUCUUUGGAAAAAAAAAACCAAACAACAAGGUAUGUAAAAUAAAUAAAUAAAAGGGCCCUUUUAUUGCCAACCACCAGGUUAAUUUGUGAAUCAGCUAGUCAAAGAAAGACAACUUCUAGAAGCACUUGAUUAUGAAUCAGUGUUGAUGCUUCCCUUUCCAGUUUUCCUUUAAAUGUCAGUAUGGGUAGAGCUGCACUGACUUUGGUUUUGGAGGAAGAUGAGAUAAAUAAGACCUUUUUCCUAUAUUAGCCUAUGCAACUCUAAACCAAAUCUUUUCUCAUGGAUUACAAACCCCCUUCUCCCAGGGACAAAAACCACCACCAAACCCUGUAAGAAUUUACCAGCUCAGACAAAUUUUUCUCUCUUGGCUGAAUGAACUCAGUUAAAAUGAGUGUCUUUGAAUCUUUGGUCAUUCAGAAAUCAGGAGGUUGGUUAGCCAGGAAAAAAAAGGCUCUGAGUAGGCUUUUGGUGUGGUGUGUGUCAUUGUCUGGAUCAGCAAAGGUGAUCUGUCCACCAGUGCAAAUCAAGUUAGUUAAUGAUUUUCCCAAAUUGUUUUUUUUAAUGAGACUGUCUGACGAACAGUUUCUCCACAUCCUCACAGAAGCAGGGGAUACAACUGAGUAGCAAAGCAAGGAAGGAAUUCCAGGAUUGCUAAGGCCAGGCCCUCCUCCACCUGGCCCUUUUUGGGGUUCAUCCCUCCCCCUCCCCACAGGCAGCUGUGCUGCUGGAGAUGGGAGCGUCUUUAACUUCCCCAAGUCCCUGUCCCGUAGUCCAAGGGGCUUCUUAAGAUCCUAUCAGAGUGCCACUCUGAACAGCCAGUAACAAGUUAAAAGCUCAAGUGCUCACAGAAACUGCUUUGAGAGCUCAUAUAGUGGUAUUUUUUAGCUUGUUUGAAGAUGACAAGUGAAACGAUGUAGCUGAUUAUUUAACAUUUAGCUUUGUACCUUACAGUGGAAGACGGGGCGGGUGUCCAGGAGCAGCCUGUGACAACCCACCUUUGAAACAUAUGCUGAGUUUAGUCUUAGGAUGCUGUCUUCUUCAAGCACUCAUGGAAUCACAAGCAAAAGCGUACUGUAUCCUCUAGAGAAAUGGAAAACAAGCUAAUUCUAAUAUGUAUGCUCUGACCAAUUUCCUGUGACGGUCUUAUUAGCAUUGCUUUUGAAGUGGCUGAGUAAUAUUUAAGAAGUACCUUGUUGUGUUUGAAUAAAACCAGAAUGAGGCAUGAA
Molecule: messenger RNA, 4243 nt
Organism: Myiozetetes cayanensis
Lineage: Eukaryota; Metazoa; Chordata; Aves; Passeriformes; Tyrannidae
Gene: TCP11L1
Product: t-complex 11 like 1
Exons: 10
Coding region: 113-1663 (516 amino acids)
Biological process (GO): signal transduction
Source: RefSeq, a predicted model, not a curated record